Messenger RNA from Polyodon spathula (Mississippi paddlefish), 3800 nucleotides. Its product is annotated as protein THEMIS-like. Gene Ontology annotation, biological process: T cell receptor signaling pathway. NCBI's taxonomy places the organism in Eukaryota, Metazoa, Chordata, Actinopteri, Acipenseriformes, Polyodontidae. The transcript has 6 exons. The record is from RefSeq and is a predicted model, not a curated record. The coding region runs from base 181 to 2190 and encodes 669 amino acids.
UAAGGCAGCAAAGGCUGCAUAUAAAGUACAAUACAAAAGAUAUGCCACUCGUACUUUCUCAAUAACAUUGACACAGAAAUGCCUAAUGCACACAUGUUGCCUGAUUUUUAAAAUAAAUAUAUUUUUGUAUUCCUGAAAUACACGUGUUCAUGGGACAUUCUCAUCAAAAAUCCAAUUACAAUGGCGUUAACACUGCAGGAGUAUACUUACUCUUUAGAUCCAAAGACCCUUCCUAGAAUAAUACAGAUUCAAUCUGGGAUCUAUUUUCAAGGUUCUGUGUAUGAGAUGUUUGGGAAUGAAUGUUGUCUUCCUACUGGUGAAGUGAUAAAGAUUAUAGGCUUAAACAUCUCAAAAUUAUCAGCAGAGAUACAGAAAGAUGGUCUAGACAGCAGUUGUAUUGAGCUACCUCUAGACUACCCAGGUCUUUUCAGGAUUGUAGCAGACAAUGAGGCUUACGUUUCCAUUGGUGAUAUUGUAAAGUCGUUGCAUAUACCAAAUAAGCUGGGUCAGCCUGUCUUUAAGAGUACUGUGGACAUUAUACUGAGCAAUGAUACAAUACAACAAGGAGAGGCUAUCAUGUUCACAUCUCUGGGGGAGGGAAACUCUGAGCAGUUUGUGAACAUUGAAGUUAUGAGGAGCGAUAAAAAGCACACCUUUACACUACCACUGUCCCAGCAAGGGGAGUUUUAUGAAUGUGAAGAUGACCAGUUUUAUACACUGAAGGAGAUAAUAGAAUGGAAGUUGCCCAAAAACAGAAAGCGAGCUGUGAACUUGGCAAAGACCUCAGCCAAUAAGGAAUUUACAUUCUGUGACCUUCCUGAGAAUUUCAAAGGAGAACUGAUUCUUACACCUGUUUAUGAACUACAAGCAGUUAUGAAGUUUCGCAAGGAUAUUGUGCACAUACCAUCCAGCCUUGAUGUUGAGGUGAUAGAUGUUACAGAUAAGUAUGACAUCAACUCCUUUGUGCAGCCUUUGUCAGUCAACGACAUCUUUAACAGACCUAGUAGCAACUUUCCUAUUGUGGCUGAAAUAAUAGAAGGGCCUGAGCAAAUGGUAGAAAGUUUGAAGUUCCUCAAAUCUUGCAAGGAGGUUAUCAUUCACCAGGCCUUCCAAGCCAAGAGAAUUCUGGCAUCUGAGAUAAGGAGUGAUGCUCAAAAGCAUUUCUUGAUUCCCUGCACCUACAAUGGGAAGUUCAAAAGAAGGCCACGUGAAUUUCCAACUGCAUAUGACUUGGAAAUUGCCAAGAGUGACAAAGAACCGUUACAUGUUGUGGCAACCAAAGCUUUUGAAUCUCACUAUGAAGGGUUGUCCACUGUGUUUGUUGGCGACCAGUUCCUAGUCCAGCAUCGUAAAACCAGUGAGGUAAUCUAUGGCGGGACCCGGAAGACAGUGGAAGCUCUGGCCUGUGAGAAAAUUGAAGGCAAAGGCCAUGAGCCUGUGCUAAUCCCCAUGUGUAUGGAAGGAGGCUUUGUGGAAGUGAUACAUGAUAAAAAGCAAUACCACAUCUCUGAGAUCUGCCAGAAGUUCCUCUUACCCUUCAAUGUUAAAGUGGCAGUACGUGACCUUUCUAUUGGAGAGGACAUUUUAGCUACCAUGCUUGGGCUGCAUCUGGAAGAGGAAAUCACUGAACCUUGCCUUCUCAUUACCCCUCUAAAAAACCUGUCUGAGUGCUGGGAAAUUCCAGUGAAUAGGAUCAAAAUGUCUCUCCAGCUGCUACAUAGACCAGAUAAAGGUACUGCACCUCCUCCUGUGAAAACAGUGGUGGAAGAGAUCAAUGAAGAUUGCUACUACACCCUGCGGAGGUAUGUGAACGCCACCCUGCAUCCUCCUCCACGUCCUCCAAAGAAACCCCUGCAGCCACCUUCCAAAUCAUUUAAGCUUGAAGCCUCCCAGCCAAAGAGACCUGAUGCUUCUGGCUCACCAAAGAGUCCUCAUAUAAAUACCCAGAAGCCAUUUAAGUCCAUCAAAGUAGUCUCCCCAGAGCUGCAGAAUGCCAUGCCAGAAUGUGAGUUUGAAAAUAUAACAGCGACAGAAAGCAACUUGCAAAAAGCUAGCUCAGAACAAUUGACGAACGAAGGAGAAGAUGGUGAUGAUGAUGGACAUGACUAUGAAUACAUUGAUAAGGAUGAAGUUGAGGACAUGAGAUCAACGUUCCAGGAAGGAUAUAUUGAGAACAAAACAAACUGCUAGGAAAAGACAGGUAACCAGUAUAAAUAACAUGUGUGAAAGGUUAGAAGUGAAGUGCUAGCUAGUAUUUCUGACUGAGAAAUCUUUUUUUUCAUAAUCAAUUUGAAAUACAAAAAAUGUUCUAAAAUAUUUCACAUAUAAAAGUUCUGUGAACACCUACUGUAGAUGUGAAUCUGCUAAAGAUUAUCAAAUGUCAAUCUAUAAAGGGUGUCUGUGUUGCUAUUGAAAUGUACUGUACCCUUUAAAAAAGUUUACUAUGGUAAAAGUAUAAGUGGAAUUACCCAUUAUGAAAGCAUGGAAAAGCAUUGGGAAGAAUCAUAUACAGGUAUGGCAAAGUAUAAUAAUGAACAUGGUAAACUAUAGUAAAUUCAUAGUAUAACAAUGGGAAAGGCAUGGGAAAGCUGUAACAUGACUGCAAAUUAAUUGUAGUAAGCUUUUGUAAGGGACAGUAUAUCAGAUUUGCCACAACUAGCAUUCAAAUUAGUUCAGACAGUUAUUCAAAUUGUAGGCAACUUUGUGUCAUUUUAGAAUUGUGUUUUUGUGUAUUCGUAAAUUAUUCAGGCAUUUGUGAUCUUAGUCACGUUAUUCUUAUUGUCAGCUCUAGACUGUUAUAGAUUUGUACCAAAUCUCAGGACACUGAUCAUAAAAUAAAUUAUUAUUUGAUUCUCUUUUUUUCUUUAAAUGUAUAUUUAUACUGUAUGCAGGUUGAUGAGAUAAAUCAUUAUUUUGCAACCAUCCAUCUGUCAAUAACUUCUUACCACAUUCAUUUGAACACACUCUACAAACAAAUAGAUGCGGGUACAUUGUAUGAUGUAUGAUUUUUUUUUUUUUUGCUUUUUGUUAAAAUCUUGCCUGUCAUGCGUUUCCAGUAUUCUUAGCUUUAAAAAAUAAUAUCUGCUGUCAUGCUAGGUUAAAGAAAACAUGUGCAUGCAUGCUUUACUUUCAGAUAAUCUUGACCUUCUUGAGAACCUAGACAUUCUCCUCAUCCCUUUAGUGGCUUAUUUUCAGUCACCAACCAACCAGCUGUUUCCCCUACUCACUGACAUGCUUGGUCAGGUGAAAUGUCUUAGGAAGUGAAACAGUAACAGACUACCUGAAAGUAAGACAUACAAACUGAGUUUUCCUAACUUAUUUUUCUAAAUAAAAUUAAGUUUGACCGAUAGCUAACUUCAUAUUGCAUUUUUGUUCAAGUAUGGCAUACAAAUGGUCAGUAAAAAAUAGUAUCUUAUUUCAAAAUUGCAUCCUCUGAUGUGUUUUGUUUUGAUUCCAGUAUGAACUACAGUAUUAAAUAUUUUACUUCUAAUAUAAUAAGCAUAAUCCACUCAAAAAUAACAUUCUCACAACAUCUUGGCUAAUUCUGUGGUAAUUUAUUCAAGUAUCAUGUUAUUGCCUCGUACAUUCGUUAGAUCCAGUGGUCCCUAUCCCUAUUUUCCAGUGAUUUGUCCAUGUUAACCUGACUAUUAUUUGCUUUUUCUUAGCUAAAAAUGUAUUACUCUCAUUUUGCUGCCUGUUACAUGCAGUCUAUUUGCAUUCUAUACUGGUUGUACUGGUCUGCAUACCUUCCAAUGUAAUUUACUCUGCCUGGUUGCUAAUAAAGCUGUGUUUUGGAGUCA